AUGAAUCUCGCAGCCGUAUUGAUAUUUUUCGUGGGCACCUGUGCUUUCUGGAAUGUCUCUGCUUGGGGAUCAAAUACGAGACCCAAAGAUCCAAUUUGCAAUAGUGUGAGAGCAUCUGGAAUGGAAGGAGGAAGAGCAGUCGUCACAAGAUCAGCCUUUUUUCAAGGAAUACUUUUGGGAUCAAUAGCGGCUCCAAGUAUGACGGUUGCCUUUGAUGGGGGUGUAGGCGGGCUUGGUAAAACUAAACCCCAGACUGGUGUUGAGUUAUUUGAAGCAAGCUCAACGCCCAUUCAAAACCAGAAAGGAAUCGUCUCCGCUGAGAUCAAGUCAGUCAAUGGAAAGCCUCUUCGAAUCGAGUUCCAGACACCAUGGCCGUUGCUGCCCACCACAUCCGGUCUAGAAGCCAGGGACCUGCGAACAUCGGAGUCUGCAUUUGUUCAGGUCGUCCCAGAGGUAUCCAACUGGCAAAAUCCAAAGAUCUUUAAACAGCUACUGAUUGACUCCGUCUUGGCGACUCAAGGAAAGUUUGGAGCCUAUAGCACUCCAGUCGAUGUAAAGGUAAAGCCAUUGUCAGAUGACAGGUUUUCGGUGACAUUCAUUUCAUAUACACCUGCGAUGCGAGAAAGUGAGCGACAGCUAUGGAUCAAACCAAUAGUUGCCGAUUCGACCCUCAUUUUGUUGAUCGUUGGAACAACCAAAGCGAGAUUUCCGUCACAGGAAAAGUCAUUUGGAAAGAUCCUAGACACAUUUCUAGCGGUGCCUGCACCGGAGUCGAAGUUGCGAGCAAGAUAA
Messenger RNA from Cylindrotheca closterium, 792 nucleotides. NCBI's taxonomy places the organism in Eukaryota, Bacillariophyta, Bacillariophyceae, Bacillariales, Bacillariaceae. The record is from the annotation of a GenBank genome assembly.